Lodderomyces parapsilosis is the source of this 1665-nucleotide messenger RNA. RefSeq names its product hexadecenal dehydrogenase. The coding region runs from base 1 to 1665 and encodes 554 amino acids. The transcript has a single exon. Gene Ontology annotation, molecular function: aldehyde dehydrogenase (NAD+) activity. Gene Ontology annotation, cellular component: cytoplasm. NCBI's taxonomy places the organism in Eukaryota, Fungi, Ascomycota, Pichiomycetes, Serinales, Debaryomycetaceae. Gene Ontology annotation, biological process: aldehyde metabolic process. The record is from RefSeq and is a predicted model, not a curated record.
AUGACUCCAGCCACGUCUACCAUCUCUAACGCAUCGUCAUACAAAAUUGAAGAAUCAUAUGCUGAAAUUGAUAAAAUUACAUCCAAUUCAUGGUACACCCCAAUUGAUCAAAUUGCUCCCAAGGUGAAAAAAGUCACCGAUUCAUUCUUUCUGAAUCAAAAGUCUCAUGAUAUCCAAUUUAGAUUGAACCAAUUGAGAAACCUUUACUUUGCUGUCAAGGAUAAUCAAGAUGCAUUGGUUGAAGCUUUGGAAAAAGAUUUUUAUCGUGCUCCAUUUGAAUCAAAAGUGUUGGAAAUUGAAACCGGAUUGAAUGAAUUGGUUCAUACUAUGGCUCAUUUACAUGAAUGGAUGAAACCAGAACAGGUGACUGGUUUACCUCUUUCCAUGCAAUUGAAUCCAGUUUAUAUCGAGAGAAUUCCAUUGGGUGUUGUUCUUGUUAUUACUCCCUUUAAUUACCCCUUUGUAUUGACUUUUGCUGCUGUUGUUGGUGCUAUUGCUGCGGGAAACCACGUUGUAUUGAAGCAAUCGGAAUUGACUCCUAACUUCUCUAAUUUGUUUUCCGAAAUAUUUACCAAAGUUUUGGACCCAGACACUUUUGUAGCCAUCAAUGGUGGUAUUCCCGAAACUACUGAAGUGUUGAAUCAAAAGUAUGACAAAAUUAUCUACACUGGUAACGGUACUGUUGGUAGAAUUAUUGCCAAAAAGGCUGCCGAGAAUUUGACUCCUUGUAUUUUGGAAUUGGGAGGCAAGUCUCCUGGUGUUAUUUUGGAUGAUGUUACCGAUUCGGACAUUGCCACUGUGGCAAGAAGAAUUGCCUGGGGUAGAUUCACCAAUGCCGGGCAAACUUGUGUUGCCGUUGAUUACGUUUUGGUGCCUCAAAAAUUACAUUCCAAAUUCAUUGCUGCAAUCAAGAAGAUUUUGGAGGAAGAUUUUUACCCCAACUUGGAUAAAACCAACAAGGAUUGGACUCAUAUCAUCCAUGAUCGUGCUUAUGGAAACCUCACCAAGAUGAUUGCCAACACCAAGGGAGAUAUAGUUGUUGGAGGAUUGAACCAAGCUGAUUCAGAAACUAGAUUCAUUCCACCUACUGUUAUUGAUAAUGCUACUUGGUCCGACUCAUCAAUGCAGCAAGAGAUUUUUGGUCCUGUUUUGCCUGUUAUUGUUUACGACAACUUAUCCGACGCCAUCAAAGAGAUUGUUAGACAACACGAUACUCCAUUGGCUGAGUAUGUAUUUACUAGUGGUUCAACUUCACCCAAGAAGAACCGCCAAUUGCAACAAAUCAUCACCAGUGUAAGAUCAGGUGGAUUGAUUGUCAAUGAUGUAAUCAUGCAUGUUGGAUUAUCUAAUGCGCCAUUUGGAGGUAUUGGUGAAUCGGGUUACGGAGCUUAUCAUGGAAAAUUUUCGUUUAGGUAUUUUACACAUGAAAGAACCACUAUAGAAACGAAAUUGUCGACUGAAAAGAUGAUGAUGUCGAGAUAUCCACCAUUUACCGAUGGUAAGGAUAAAUUGCUUGCUGCUGCUCAACAAAGUUACAAUGGUAAUGUUUGGUUUGGUAGAAGGGGAAAUGUUCCCGUUGGUGGUCCUGGUGGUUUCUUUAGUAUUUGGAACUCCAUUGGUGGUGUUUUCAACUUGAUUAGAAGAUUCACCACCACAAAGACCUAG